This is a messenger RNA of Phragmites australis (common reed), 2192 nucleotides long. Its product is annotated as BTB/POZ domain-containing protein At5g03250-like. The record is from RefSeq and is a predicted model, not a curated record. Lineage: Eukaryota; Viridiplantae; Streptophyta; Magnoliopsida; Poales; Poaceae. Bases 199 to 2127 code for a protein of 642 amino acids. Gene Ontology annotation, molecular function: protein binding. The transcript is spliced from 4 exons.
CUGUUUAUUCCUCCUGCAUGCAAGAACAUCGCACUUCAACUUCCUUCCAUCCUCUCUCUCUCUCUCUCUUAAAUACUUCUCCAGUUCGUUUCCUGGGCUUCCAUUUCCACAAACACACAUACGCAGUGAACAGCUCUCCUCAGCCUCUUUUGGUAGAUCAGAGGGCAAAUCGACCAGAAUAAUUCGCCGAGGAGGCGAAUGGCGACCAUGAAGCUAGGUUCCAAGCCGGAGAUAUUCGUCCUCGAAGACCUCACAUGGAGAUGCAUGACCGAGCUUGAGAGUGACGUUGUUGUCGAAGUAGGAGAGAUGUCCUUUAACCUCCACAAGUUCCCGCUGCUGAGCCGGAGCGGCGUGCUGCAGCGGAUGAUCAGCGAGUACCUACCGCCGGCGGACGGCGGCGGCAUGUGCACGCUGCAGCUGGACGACAUCCCCGGCGGCGCCAAGGCGUUCGAGUUGGCCGCCAAGUUCUGCUACGACGUCAAGAUCGAGCUCAACGCGCUGAACGUGGUGUGCCUCCGCUGCGCGGCCGAGUACCUGCACAUGACGGACGACUACGCCGAGGGCAACCUCAUCACGCAGGCUGAGUCCUUCCUCACCGACGUGCUCGCCAACUGGAAGGACUCCAUCAAGGCGCUCGAGACCUGCGAGGGCGUCCUCCCCACCGCCGAGGACCUGCACCUCGUCUCCCGCUGCAUCACCGCGCUGGCGUCCAAGGUCUGCGCCUCCGACGCCGCCGCUUCGCUGCUCAGGAACGCCAGCGUUGACAAGGACGCGCUCUGGAACGGCAUUGGGUCAGGGGACACGCCACGGGGGCUUCCCGUCGCCUCCUCGGCGGCGGCGGCUGCGUCUGGGAUGGACUGGUGGUACGAGGACGUGUCGUUCCUAAGCCUGCCCAUGUUCAAGCGGCUGAUCCAGGCGAUGGAGGCGAAGGGCAUGCGCGCCGAGAGCAUCGCCGGCGCCAUCAUGUUCUACGCGGGUCGGUUCCUCCCGGGGCUGAAGCGCAACACCAGCUUCAGCAAUGCACUGUCCGGGUUCGGCGGCGAUGCCGGCAGCCGCAACAUCACCCCGCGCGCCGCCAACGUGUCGGCGCCGUCCGAGGGCGACCAGAGGUACUUUUUGGAGGAGAUUGUGGCGCUGCUGCCGACCAAGAAGGGCGUGGCCUCCACCAAGUUCCUGCUCGGAAUGCUGCGCACGGCGAUGCUCCUCCUCGCCAGCCCGCUGUGCCGGGAGAACCUGGAGCGGCGGAUCGGCGCGCAGCUUGAGGACGCCUCGCUGGACGACCUGCUCGUGCCCAACCUAGGCUACCACGUCGAGACGCUCUACGACAUCGACUGCGUGCAGCGGAUACUGGACUACUUCAUGUCGUCGACGGACGGGCUCGGGACCGGGUACACGUCGCCGGCGGUGGCGGAGGAGGGCGGCAGCGGCCUUGGGGCGCCUCAGGCCGGGACGCCUUCGUCGUCGCUGUCGCCGAUCACCAUGGUGGCCAAACUCAUGGACGGGUACCUCGCGGAGGUGGCGCCGGACACCAACCUGAAGCUGCCCAAGUUCCAGGCGCUCGCGGCUGUGGUGCCCGACUACGCGCGCCCUGUUGACGACGGCAUCUACCGCGCCAUCGACAUAUACCUCAAGUCGCACCCAUGGCUGUCGGAGUCGGAGCGGGAGCAGCUGUGCCGGCUGAUGAACUGCCAGAAGCUGUCGCUGGAGGCGUGCACGCACGCGGCGCAGAACGAGCGCCUGCCGCUGCGGGUGGUGGUGCAGGUGCUCUUCUUCGAGCAGCUCCGCCUCCGCACGUCCAUCGCCGGGUGGUUCUUCGUAUCCGACAACGCGGCGGCGGAGGCCGACGGCGCGCGCCCGCACCCCGGCGGCGCCAUCGUCCCCAAGGGCGCAAGAGCCGGCGCGCUGGCCGAGGCCGAGGCCGACACCGACGCCGAAGCGCCCGAGGGGAAGGAGGAGACCAUCACCGAUGUGAAGGCCCGGGUUUCGGAGCUAGAGAAGGAGUGCAAGAGCAUGAAGCAGGAGAUCCGGCGGCUCGGGAAGCCCCGGAGGUCGUGGAGCCUCCUCACCAGGAAGUGCGGCUUCGGAGCCAAGGUGCAACAAGCGCAGCCCGCCAUGAACGGCAAAUAGGAUUCUCUGCUUACCUUGGAGCUAGACUCCUUGAUCCUUUCAUUUGUUUAAGUCGUAGCCUCGCU